AUCACCGCCUUUCUCCAAACUCCGAUUCCGAUUCCAACUCGGAACUCCUACUCCUUGAGGGUCACGGAAACAGCAACACAAGUAGCUUUAAAUACAUAUAUUCUGAAAUUAUAACAGUUGCUACAACGUUGUGUACUUCAAUUUAAAGAGAGCAAGGCUUAUUUGAUUGUGUAUUUGUGAGAGGAAGAAGGUAGUUGUGAUCAUCAACAAUCUCACUACACGUUGUGACAAUGACAACAGAGACUGAGGUUCUCAAGUUUCGGCUUCCCAAUCCUGAAACAGAUGUGGGUAUGGCUUUUCUUGAUCAUCAAAAUUCCAAGAAACCCAUCAUCAACGACCGUAAAGGUGGUGGCUUUGAAAAGGAUUCCGGGGUUCCAAACAGAAAGAGGCUGAUAAUCAAGAUUCCUAAUCCUAAGGCAAAAAUAGAAACGACCACAGUGCCUUUGAAGAACAAUAUUGACGAUCAUCAUCACCAAGAUUUCAAACCCAUCACCAAAACCUCUUGUUACCGUGAGAGGGUUAGGAAUCAGUUGCAAGAGGCCUUUUCUAGAGUUUCUUCUGAAACUGAUGAGAGCAUAUCACCAGCAAUAGACCCAGUUCAAGUGGCUGUUUCAGUAGAGUCUGCUAUGAUUGAAAGGAUUGGGUGGUCUAAUCCCAUCAAGAAGGCUAAUUAUCAAUCCGUCUUGUUCAAUCUCAAAGACCCAAAGAACCCAGAUUUGAGGAGGAAGGUGCUUCUUGGAGAGAUCAAGCCUGAGACUCUUGUAACCAUGAGUGCAGAGGAGAUGGCCAGUCACAAGAGGCAGAGUGAGAACAUUCAGAUACAAUUGAAAAGCUUGAAAAGAUGUAUGCAUGAUGCUGAUGAGGAAGAAAAGGCCACCACUGACAUGUUCCAGUGCAGCCGGUGUCGCGAGCGCAAGUGUACCUAUUACCAGAUGCAGACCCGGAGUGCCGAUGAACCCAUGACAACUUACGUCACUUGUUGCAAAUGCAGCAAACGUUGGAAGGUCUAACCAGGGCCAGUAGCUUGAAUUAAUUGAUUGUCAAGAGCACUACAGCUACUGUUAGAAGAAAUUAUUAGUCUAGG
This is a messenger RNA of Quercus lobata, 1084 nucleotides long. RefSeq names its product transcription elongation factor TFIIS-like. Bases 231 to 1010 code for a protein of 259 amino acids. The transcript has a single exon. Gene Ontology annotation, cellular component: nucleus. Lineage: Eukaryota; Viridiplantae; Streptophyta; Magnoliopsida; Fagales; Fagaceae. The record is from RefSeq and is a predicted model, not a curated record. Gene Ontology annotation, biological process: DNA-templated transcription. Gene Ontology annotation, molecular function: nucleic acid binding; zinc ion binding.